AUGACGAUUGCAGGGGAUACUUUGAAAACCAACAUCACCACAUUAAGCGCUCUUGUACUUCCAACAUCUGAGCAGUUGCUAUUCUUUGCAAUAUUGGUUGCCAGGACACUUUUAAAGACGAAAGUCAAAGCAUAUAUUUUAGAUUUCAAGCUUGCAUUUGAACAUUUUUGCAUUCACGCAGGAGACAGGGCUGUUUUAGAUGAGUUGAAUAAGAACUUGCAGCUAUCUCCAUGGUAUGAAUUGGCUUACACAGAAGCUAACGGACGGGUCAAGAAGGGUGAUAGAGUAUGGCAAAUAGCAUUUAGUUUUGAAUUUAAGUGCAAUAGUGCAGUAUAA
Messenger RNA from Arachis duranensis, 336 nucleotides. Its product is annotated as 3-ketoacyl-CoA synthase 11-like. Gene Ontology annotation, biological process: fatty acid biosynthetic process. Gene Ontology annotation, molecular function: acyltransferase activity, transferring groups other than amino-acyl groups. The record is from RefSeq and is a predicted model, not a curated record. The transcript has a single exon. The coding region runs from base 1 to 336 and encodes 111 amino acids. Gene Ontology annotation, cellular component: membrane. NCBI's taxonomy places the organism in Eukaryota, Viridiplantae, Streptophyta, Magnoliopsida, Fabales, Fabaceae.